AUGAGACAGGAAGAUGAAAGCAACAUGGACAAACCAUUUGGCGGUAAGGUUGUAGUUCUUGGUGGUGACUUCAGACAAAUUCUUCCAGUCAUUCCAAAAGGUGGAAGGCAAGACAUUGUAUCUGCUACAGUAAAUUCUUCUGAUCUUUGGAAAUACUGUAAAGUUUUAAAGCUCACUAAAAACAUGAGAUUACGCACAACAGGAAUACCAAAUCACAAAAUUAUAUUGAAGGAAGGUGCUCCGAUAAUGCUAUUGAGAAAUAUAGAUCAAGCAGCCAGUUUAUGCAUUGGAACGCGGCUAAUAGUGGCUGAUCUUGGAACAAAAGUUAUAAAGGCCACUGUAAUAACAGGAACCAACAUUGGAGAAGACAUUUUCAUUCCAAGAAUGGACAUGGUUCCAUCUGUCUCCGGUUACCCGUUUAAGUUUGAAAGACGUCAAUUUCCGAUCAGUCUAUCCUAA
Molecule: messenger RNA, 459 nt
Organism: Lotus japonicus
Lineage: Eukaryota; Viridiplantae; Streptophyta; Magnoliopsida; Fabales; Fabaceae
Exons: 2
Coding region: 1-459 (152 amino acids)
Biological process (GO): telomere maintenance; DNA repair
Molecular function (GO): DNA helicase activity
Source: RefSeq, a predicted model, not a curated record